AUGGACCACGAAAGUGUUAAACAAUUAAUACAUGUGCGCUCAGAUCAAGAUAAAUAUGUAAAUGAACACGGCGUGUUAAGAGGUGUAUAUUUUACUCAAGUUAAGGACUACAGGCCUAACUCAAAAAAUCAGUUUAAAUGCCGUAACACAGGACAAUAUGUACCAUUUGAAAACGUUAAUGAUGACUUCUGUGAUUGUGAUGAUGGAACAGAUGAACCCAGUACGAGUGCUUGUCCUAUGGGAACUUUUUAUUGUGAUACUCAAUUUCCAAAAUCUUCAAUAAAUUCUAUACCUUCUGGAAAACUUAAUGAUGGAAUUUGUGAUUGUUGUGAUGGCUCUGAUGAAUGGUUAUUAGUAAAAAAUCAUAAGUUAGUUAGUCAAAGUCAGUCAAACAAUUUAAGACAUUAUGUGAAACUUUGUCCCAAUUUAUGUAUAACAAUUAGAUAA
Messenger RNA from Pieris macdunnoughi, 447 nucleotides. The record is from the annotation of a GenBank genome assembly. NCBI's taxonomy places the organism in Eukaryota, Metazoa, Arthropoda, Insecta, Lepidoptera, Pieridae.